UAGUACAAACUAUAUACUUUCCGCUUUCAAAACAAAUUAAAUUGUUGAAAUAGCAAAUGGCGUGUAGCGCACAGGUUCCUUUGUGUUGUCAGUUUUGUGAAAACAUUAAUGAAAUUAAAUGGAAAUGCUUUGAUUGCUCAUUGUUACUUUGUGAUAAGUGUAAAAUCAAGCUGCAUUCAAAAGUGUCGUUUCAGAAAGAACACAAUAUCGUAGACAUACGGAAUGUAAGUCAAAUAAAAGUUUCUUCAAACGAGAAUUUGGACAGAUAUCUGACAUUAUCAUGUCAUCUGCAUUCGUCCAAAUCCUGCUGUCUGUUUUGUAAAACAUGUGACAAUCUUAUAUGUCCAGUGUGUCUUCUUCAAAAUCACAAAGAUCACGAGUUGGAACAAAUUCACGAGGCUUUCCAAAGGAAAAGGACUACAUUGGAAAACAUUGUAGAUAACAUCGAUAAAGAAUGCCUUGGGAUUGUACAGAAAGAACAACAAACCUUCGAUGAACUCUGGUCUAAACAUCAGCAUCAACAACAAAAGACAAAAGAAAGCAUUCAAGAACAAACGGAAACCUUAACAAGUCAAAUAUCAUCUUACAGUUCGAAACUAUUAGAACAACACCACAGCUUCAACCAUGGAUUGAACGGCAUGUUCGAGUCAAAGAAAAAAGUCUUAGAUCAACAUGAGCAGGAUUUACUAGACAAAAGAAAUAAGAUUGAAACAAUUCUAAAUUCAACAAAUUUAGCAGAAGUAUUUGAACAUUCAAAGGGUUUAUCUAAACCACCGGAAAUCACAAAACCAGACUUAUCAAAUGCCAUGUUGGGCUUUCUUGAAGGACAAGCUUUAGAUGAGAAUCAUCUGCAACGGAUUUUUGGGUCUUUAGUAGAAAUCCGUCCAUUCAAAACUUACACAACAGACUUGCCAGACGUAGGAGUAAUCGCAUGGCAUGGUGAUUACUUAUGGGUUGCCAAUAAGGAAAGGAAAACUCUUCAGAAAAUUAAGCCUGGACUUGUUCUGGAAAUUGAAUCGUGUAUGAAUGACAUAGAAAUUAGUGAUUUUUCUGUUACAAAAUCUGGAGAAUUGAUACUUAAACUUUCGAAAUCGAACAAACUGAAAAUUUUAUCACAAAAUGGGAAACAAAAAAUACUUCGAGAUUUUUCCUCAAUGAAACCAACGGCUGUCUAUGUUUCUGGAGUUGGUGACGUCAUUGUUGGUGUUAAAGAAAAUGGACCAAAUUUUGUUCUUUCUGGAAAUAGCAGACGACAACUUGUUACCCUGACACCUAGUGGUAAGAAUAAGACUACAUUUGAAUAUGAUCAAAAUGAUAAAAGGUUGUUCACCUACGUGUGGAAUAUUACGUCCACUAUGUCAGGAGACAUAUGCGUCAUUGAUCGGCUUUCUGACGAAUUUGAUGGAAGGCUAGUUAUGGUUGACCCCAACGGUCAGCCAAAAUGGGUUUAUCAUGGACAAUCGAAAGACAGAUAUAUAAUUGAUGCAUUCAAGCCCCGUAACAUAAUUGCAGUAGAAGAUGGGAAUAUAAUAGUAACGGAGAGACUAAAUCAUUUGCUUUAUGUUUUUUCAUCAUCCGGGCGUCUUCUUGUUCGAAUGGUGACAUCAGGAAUUGAUAUUUACCUUCCACAGUCACUCUGUGUUGACACUCUUGGAAAUCUCUGGAUCGGCUGUGGUACUUACAGAGGAGAACGUAAUCAUGCAAAAAUCCAUCGGACCCAACUUUGUCUCUUGAAAUAAUAUUUUACAUUUAAAUGUGUAUAACUGUGUAAGGCGAUCUGUAAAAUUACUGUUAUAUUUUAUUAUCAAAUUUAUGACAGAAAAAAUUUCUACAGAUA
Molecule: messenger RNA, 1837 nt
Organism: Mytilus trossulus (common blue mussel)
Lineage: Eukaryota; Metazoa; Mollusca; Bivalvia; Mytilida; Mytilidae
Exons: 1
Coding region: 57-1739 (560 amino acids)
Molecular function (GO): zinc ion binding
Source: RefSeq, a predicted model, not a curated record